CUGAUUAAAGUGCCGUUGACAGCUAAUCGUCUUGCUCAAAGUGCGAGAUAUUAAACCAAAUGUAUUUCAAUUACAAUUGUAGCGCACUUAACAUUAGGUCCCAGUGUCGCGGGCGUUAAAUCGGGAGCUCAAUCAAAAAAAAGAGCGGAGUGACUAAGAGAGUCGCGCUCAGAGACGUAGUUUAUAUUUUGGAGCACACUGGAGAACUUCCGAAAACUAUUAAUGACCCCCUUUAUCGCCACCACUGUGCGGUAAAGCAGCCAAGCGCCGUUAUCAUCGCGGAUUUGAAAACACAGCAGCGCCAGCGACGCGGACAUUGUGCAAACUGACGUCCCCGGGGGCAGUCGCUCAGAUCGGUUGAGAAACACGGCUAUAAAUCAAAUCAGGUGGCCAGGAUUAACAGCUAAGAACAAAGUUACACCUUGAAGUACCUCUAAUGGCUUCGGAAAACCAAGAAAAACGGGGCGAGCAGGGGGUUCAGGCCAGGGUGCCGGACCUCAACUUUGUGCGCGACAAACUACAGAAGUUCCAGUCAAAAAUGUUGCAGGAUUUCGAGCAGCGGCUGUCCUGCAUGGUGGAGGAUGUCCUGCAGGAUCUCCGGCAGCGGGAGCUGCGGGCGCACGAGUUCCCCAACUUUGAGAGAUCGGAUCGGAAGAGCACUUGGCAUAAUCGCGUGACCAAACAAACACAAUCAGACGUCAGCGACUCGCCAAAUGGCCAUGCAAAUGACACAGAAUCAAGGCCUCCGCUCCAAGCCGAAAAAUCUGGACAAAAACAGAGACGACGACAACUGCCCGAAAAAGUCUUCGUCGCCCGGGAAUCUUACCUCACCGCUCUGCUGCAGGUGGAGCACAUGCGCACCAUCUACCACAUCUUCUACAUUAUUCUGGUCAUGUUCCUGCUGAACGUGAUCUGCCACGACUACUUCGUGGAGGGGCGGAUCGACCUCGGGCUGGGCACCUUCCGCGGCGGACUGCGCCGGCUCCACUGGGUAUUUGGAGUCUGGCUGCUGGAGCACGUCUUCGUCCUGGCGCUCUACUUCGCCUUCCGCGGAUGGGCUCUGGUGAGGCACAAGCUGAAACCGCAUAGUUCACUCCAGCGUUUCUGGUCGCAUAGCUGCCUGAUCCUGUACAUCAGCUCCCAGCUGGUGUUCUGCUUCGUGUCCACAUCUCUCUGCCUGAAGUUCAACCUGCCCUUCGUAAGUGCCUGUGUUUUGUUGCUGGAGAGUACUCGACUCCUCAUGAAGAUGCACGCUUUCGUGAGAUACAACGCCGAACGGGUUAUAAAAGGAAAGGCCAAGAAAGAUGACGCGGCGGAGGAGGGAAAUGAAAAGGAGGCCACUGGACGACCCUUUGUGCCGCCAUUUAGUUGCUACACCUACUUCCUGUUCGCACCCACACUCAUCUACCGAGAUAGCUAUCCGCGCACAUCGCACAUCCGCUGGAAGUUCGCUCUUAAUCGCCUUCUGGAGGUGGUAGCCAUAGCCUUCCUGUACGCCUUCAUCCAUGAGCGGCACAUCGACGCGCACUUCGGGCAGUACGGCCUGGAGCCUAUGGGGCCCUCGCAGUUGAUCCUUAAGCUGUUCGGAAUGAUGCUGCCCAGCGCUGUGAUCUUCCUGUGUGGAUUCUACCUCAUCCUGCACUCGUGGCUGAACUUCACGUCGGAGCUUCUACGCUUCGGCGAUCGAAUGUUCUACAAAGAUUGGUGGACGUCGCACACGUACGACGGUUACUACAGAAACUGGAACGUUGUGGUGCACGACUGGUUGUACGAGUACGUGUACAAGGAUAUGUAUAGUCAUGUGUUCCGGGGAUCUAAGGUGGCCGCCUCGCUGUCGGUGUUCAUGAUCUCCGCGUUGGUGCACGAGCAGGUUCUCGGAUUCGCCCUGCAAAUGUUCUUCCCGGUGAUGUUCUUCUUUUUUGGCAUCGUGGGAGUUGCCCUGGUCUUCCUCAUGCGCAGUGCUCCCAAAGUGCUGGGCAACAUCUUCCUGUGGUUCUCGCUGAUCCUGGGCAACGCAUCGCUUAUCUCACUGUACGCCAUGGAGCACUAUGCGUUGAAGAACUGCGAUCUGAGCCGGCAAAGCUGGUCGGAUUACCUGCUGCCGGCGGCUUGGCGCUGCUACAAUUAGUCAAUUAUUUAA
Drosophila ficusphila is the source of this 2140-nucleotide messenger RNA. RefSeq names its product sterol O-acyltransferase 1. Gene Ontology annotation, biological process: cholesterol metabolic process; cholesterol homeostasis. The record is from RefSeq and is a predicted model, not a curated record. Gene Ontology annotation, molecular function: cholesterol O-acyltransferase activity. The coding region runs from base 437 to 2128 and encodes 563 amino acids. NCBI's taxonomy places the organism in Eukaryota, Metazoa, Arthropoda, Insecta, Diptera, Drosophilidae. The transcript has 3 exons. Gene Ontology annotation, cellular component: endoplasmic reticulum membrane.